Punica granatum (pomegranate) is the source of this 1908-nucleotide messenger RNA. The record is from RefSeq and is a predicted model, not a curated record. NCBI's taxonomy places the organism in Eukaryota, Viridiplantae, Streptophyta, Magnoliopsida, Myrtales, Lythraceae.
UGUCAUCAACAACCGUCCAGACGGACUGAAGCGCACAAUCAGUUCACGAGAGGCAGCUGGAACUCCAGUUUUGAUGGUUGGCAACAAUCACUGAGUGAGCGGAACUUUGAUGAGCUCUGCGGCUCGGGCUGGAGCUCCUGGUGAGGUCCUCCUUGGUGGCGGGAAACUCAUUGGCAGUGCGACAUUUUCCUAGCAACCAAUUCCGCUGGGAAACGUUAAUGGCACGACAUGGGACGGUAACCUACGUAUGCUUUUCUCCUCUCUAAUUUUCGGUAUUACCAUAGGUUCGGGUGCAUUAUUUGAAGUACAUGGACUCGAAUUGCUCACCCGAGUGAGCGUUUUUGGGUUAUUAACCCGAAACCGUUGGAUCGGGGUCGCUUAGGAGCAGUGAUGCUCCCCGUCUAAGACGGUCCGAUUCGAUCUUUCAUGGUUUGGUUGGAUUGAUAACCAAGAAGGGGCACAGCACGUGAUUGAAAACGCCAAAUCGGACUGGACAGGACAUUCCCAAGCAGCAGUGACCGAUUGAGUGAGUGACGCACUUUGGUUUCAUCGAGCCCCUCUCUCCGCCUCCCUCCGCCUCCUCCGCCGGACUUCCCUAAACUCCGUCUCUCUCUCUCUCUCUCUCUCUACAAAUCCAAUCUCUCUCUUCUCCUCCUCCCCUCGCUUUCCUUACUCUCUCUGUGGCGCUGCCGACGAAGACCUGGGACGGACAGCAACAAUGGCGUCGUCUCUCUCCACAACGGCCUCCACUCUGCCCAAGGCCACCACGAACCCGCCUCUCACCAGCCGCUCUCCCUCCUCCCCUGCCCCAUUCCGGCUCUGCUCUUACAAGCCCAAGCUCGGCUUCCCCGCCAAGGGCCUGCGUCAUAAUUGGAACCGUUCCAUAUUCGUGAAAACCCAAUCAAAAGAGCCAUCUGUUGCCUUCAAGGUUGCUUUUGACGGAUCCUCAAAUGCUGCUGCUAUAUCUGCCUUGAAGUCAGGAGUGGCUCCAUCAGACUCCAAGGACACACAGCCAUCUGGUGCUACUCUGGCUACUGAGGAGUCGAUCUCUGAGUUCAUUUCUCAAGUUUCAAACCUAGUCAAGCUUGUUGAUUCUAAGGACAUUGUGGAGUUACAGUUGAAACAACUUGACUGUGAACUCCUAAUUCGCAAGAAGGAAGCCUUGCCUCAACCACCAUCUCUGCCUCCACCUAUGAUGAUUCAUUCUCCUGCUUCUGCAUUAGCCUCGGCAGCUCCUCCUAUGCCAGCUCCAGCGCCUGUCUCAGCUCCCCCUUCGGCUCCAAGCCCAUCACCUUCACCACCUGCUGCAAAGUCAGCUGAAUCAUCACUUCCACCUCUUAAAUGCCCAAUGGCUGGAACUUUCUAUAGGAGUCCUGGACCUAGUGAACAGCCAUUUGUGAAGAAAGGAGACAAAGUACAGAAAGGGCAGGUUGUCUGCAUCAUUGAGGCCAUGAAAUUGAUGAAUGAAAUAGAAGCUGAUCAAUCUGGAACAAUAGUUGAUGUCCUUGUCGAAGAUGGGAAGCCUGUGAGCGUUGACACUCCUCUUUUCAUUAUCAAACCUUAGAGGGUGUUCAGGGAAGAAGGAAUAAGCUGAAACAAUGGACAAUAAACAUGGCCAUUUUUCUGUGAAAAGAGAAGAAAAUGUUUGGAGGAGAUUGCGGCAUUUGUUGAUUUUAGUAUUAACGUUUUGAGAGGGAGAUGGUAGGUGUUAGAAACAGGAGAGACUGCUGACUUGCUUACUUCUUUGGAAACUACACUGUUGAAGUGUUCAUACGCACGUAUGCAUAUAAAACGCCAUGGUUGGAUAUUUACAUCUGGAAGCUGUUCCACCCUAGCAAUGGAUGGUUAUCGGUUUAUGGCUGUUUUAUAAGCAGGAAUGCUAAUGAGACAGGAUGGAAACUUGGGGCC